UUCACCUUGAUCUGAACUGGCAUCCAUCCAUCCAUCUAGGCACCUACAUUUUAAUUUGCCUUUUCAAUUUACCAAAAACCCAUAUUCUUGAAAUUUGAACCUUCCCACUUUCUCAUUUCUGCCUCUAUUUAAACGUCUGUGUGGCUUCUUCAAGUUGUAAUCAAUCAGGAUUCAGGGUCUCCUCUUCCUUUCUUUGGUCUGAGUUGCCUUUCCCACCACACCUGUUUGACAAAUGGCCUUAAUGGCCAAUCUCUUUGUCUUUAGCGUGCUUCUUCUAUCUGGCUCAUGGGUUUCAGCCAAUGCCAAUGCCAAUGGACUGUCCCAAAAGAAGGAUGCUGUUUACCCCCAUGUUCCAGUUCCAGUUCAAGCUCCUUCUACUCCAGUUUACAAAGCGCCGCCAGUGAAGCCACCAACAAUCCCUGUUUUGACCCCACCGCCAGCUUCGCCUGUGAAGCCACCAACAAUCCCUGUUUUGACGCCACCUCCAGCUCCGCCUGUUAAGCCACCCACAAUCCCUGUUUUGACACCACCGCCAGUUAAAGCACCAUACACCCCUGCUCCUCCAGUUAAGCUUCCACCACCUCCUUAUACUCCUUCUCCACCGGUGAAGCCACCGUCUUCUCCCCCGCCUGCUAAAGCUCCUUACACUCCAUCUCCUCCUGUGAAGCCACCUUCCACCCCUGUUCCACCAGUGAAGCCACCGUCUCCGGCUGCUCCUAGGCCACCUCCAGUCUUAGGCAAGGCCUGCUACCCAGAAUGUGGAAGAAGAUGCCAACUUCAUUCAAGGAAAAAGAUAUGCCUAAGGGCGUGCUUGACAUGCUGCGACAGGUGCAAGUGUGUUCCACCAGGUACAUAUGGCAACAGGGAAGUCUGUGGAAAGUGCUACACUGACAUGACCACUCAUGGCAGCAGAAGCAAGUGUCCUUAAGCCAAAUGAAGAACGUACACCGCUUUUUGUUUCAUAUUUCUUGAUGGGUUUUGUUCUACAGUCUGGUUUGAUUCAAUGGUCAAUAGUCAUUGGAAUUACUACUGAAAGAGCAUAUAGGAUUAGGCCAUAGGCUGUUCAUAAUUGUAUGCUCUGUUUUUGGGAGUGUUUGAAUUUGAUGUAUUAUAAUGAUGAUGGUAAGGUAUUGAAGUAAUCUACUCUAUUCUAGUUUUGUGCUUUUGGAACUUGUGGUGCUUUUAGCUUCAAGUUUAGGCUUUAAUCUACUUCCAUGUUAAAGUUCAAAUUCUUGUAUCUUAUUUAAUUAUUUUACAUUAAUUAGAAAACAAAAAGGCAGUAAAUAA
Molecule: messenger RNA, 1287 nt
Organism: Cucumis sativus (cucumber)
Lineage: Eukaryota; Viridiplantae; Streptophyta; Magnoliopsida; Cucurbitales; Cucurbitaceae
Exons: 4
Coding region: 233-928 (231 amino acids)
Source: RefSeq, a predicted model, not a curated record